Chinchilla lanigera (long-tailed chinchilla) is the source of this 595-nucleotide messenger RNA. RefSeq names its product FXYD domain containing ion transport regulator 3 (gene Fxyd3). The transcript has 8 exons. Gene Ontology annotation, biological process: regulation of sodium ion transmembrane transporter activity. The record is from RefSeq and is a predicted model, not a curated record. Bases 139 to 405 code for a protein of 88 amino acids. Gene Ontology annotation, molecular function: sodium channel regulator activity. NCBI's taxonomy places the organism in Eukaryota, Metazoa, Chordata, Mammalia, Rodentia, Chinchillidae. Gene Ontology annotation, cellular component: membrane.
CGGCUGGUUCUCUACCUGCCCAGGUUUGCUCAGGGCGUGGCAGCUGCGGAUAAAGACUCCGGCUUGGCAGUUGCUUUCUCGCUUUCUCCCAGUACCUCCUCCUCCACCCAGCCGGGAGCCACAGGGCAGCGUUCUGACAUGCAAGAGGUGGCCCUGAGCCUGCUGGUCUUCCUGGCCGGCCUGCCUGCCCUGGAUGCCAAUGACCCAGAAGAUAAGAACAGUCCUUUCUACUAUGACUGGCACAGGCUCCGGGUCGGCGGGCUCAUUUGCGCAGCGGUUCUGUGUGCCAUCGGCUUCAUUGUUCUCUUGAGUGGGAAAUGCAAGUGCAAGUUCAGCCAGAAGCCCAGUCACCGUCCAGCAGAUGCCCCGCCUCUCAUCACUCCAGGCUCUGCUCACAACUGCUGAGGACCAACCAACCAGAAGAGCACGGAGAGCUUUUUCUAUCCCCGUGCCCUGGCUUUCCACAGGACCCUCACCCCCAGGGUGGCACCCCUCCUCUCCUCAGAUGCCGCGCCAGGGCUGCGCCUUGCCUCUCAUGGAAGGGGAUUCUGUGUUCAGUGUUUAAUAUAAAAUGAUCUUGCCUCUGGUCAAGGUG